AUGGCUUUUCCUCUGAGGGGUGCUGAUAAUAAUCAUCUGACCGCGGCGGGAAACCGUCUGUACCCCGCAGUGACGCACUAUUUGCCCUCAAUGGCGGAGCACCUGAUAGUGGUGGCCGAUGAAUCCGGGUCCGUUCUGCCCCCAGAGCCCACCGAUAGCGUUCGCAACAGUGUGCUCCCAGACCCCGAGACCAACAGUCAAAAAAAUAUUUACGUCCUGCACAGUACCCCCACUCAACCGAACACUACGACCACCACCGUCACCCCCACUGACAAUGUUGGCAAUUAA
Messenger RNA from Dibothriocephalus latus, 288 nucleotides. The record is from the annotation of a GenBank genome assembly. NCBI's taxonomy places the organism in Eukaryota, Metazoa, Platyhelminthes, Cestoda, Diphyllobothriidea, Diphyllobothriidae.